Molecule: messenger RNA, 1115 nt
Organism: Oryctolagus cuniculus (rabbit)
Lineage: Eukaryota; Metazoa; Chordata; Mammalia; Lagomorpha; Leporidae
Gene: C1H9orf78
Product: chromosome 1 C9orf78 homolog
Biological process (GO): mRNA splicing, via spliceosome
Cellular component (GO): spliceosomal complex
Source: RefSeq, a predicted model, not a curated record
CUCUGACAUCACUGCGGCGCGCCGGAAGCGGCCCCCUGCCACUGUCCAGCGGCGGGGCGCCGGGACCGCCGGCCCGGCUGCCGCUAUGCCAGUCACCGGGAAGACUUUCCGGCGGCGCCGGGCCGACUCGGAGUCGGAAGAAGAUGAGCAGGACUCAGAGGAGGUUCGAUUAAAACUGGAGGAGACCCGAGAGGUGCAGAACUUGAGGAAGAGGCCCAACGGCGUGAGUGCUGCCGCCCUGCUGGUGGGAGAGAAGGUACAAGAAGAGACCACGCUGGUGGACGACCCGUUCCAGAUGAAGACGGGCGGCAUGGUGGACAUGAAGAAGCUGAAGGAGAGGGGCAAAGAGAAGAUCAGCGAGGAGGAAGACCUCCACCUGGGGACGUCGUUCUCCGCAGAAACCAACCGCAGGGACGAGGACGCGGACAUGAUGAAGUACAUCGAGACGGAGCUGAAGCGGCGGAAGGGCAUCGUGGAGUGCGAGGAGCAGAGGGUGAAGCCGCGGAGCGCGGAGGACUGCCUGUACGAGCUGCCCGAGAGCAUCCGCGUGCGCUCCGCCAAGAGGACGGAGGAGAUGCUGUCCAACCAGAUGCUGAGCGGCAUCCCCGAGGUGGACCUCGGCAUCGAUGCUAAGAUCAAGAACAUCAUCUCCACGGAGGACGCCAAGGCCCGCCUGCUGGCCGAGCAGCAGAACAAGAAGAAGGACAGCGAGACGUCCUUCGUGCCCACCAACAUGGCCGUGAACUACGUGCAGCACAACCGCUUCUACCACGAGGAGCUCAACGCCCCCAUCCGGAGAAACAAGGAGGAGCCCAAGGCCCGGCCCUUGAGAGUGGGCGACACGGAGAAGCCCGAGCCCGAGAGGUCCCCUCCCAACCGCAAGCGGCCCGCUAACGAGAAAGCCACUGAUGACUACCACUACGAGAAGUUCAAGAAGAUGAACAGGCGGUACUGAGGGGGGCGGCUGCCGGCCCCGGGCACGCGCUCCCGAAACAGGCUCACCCAGGCUUGCCUGGGGGUCCUCAAGCACGCAGGUUGUCAACUUUGAAAAACUGGGUUUACUUUGUGUGUUUUGGGGACAAACUCUGCAUUAUUAAAUCUUGUUUGUAAAUAGA